GUUGGAUGUCCCUGCGGCUCGCCCUCUCUCUCUUCAUCACACAGGAGGACACGGGACCGGGACCGGCAGGCAGAAACCCCAGGGCACAACGACAGCGGAGGGGAGACCAGCUGUUGAGAUGAAGUGAAGAGUGACGAGUCAGCACCUUGGAGUAGCAACACCCUACACAUCCCAGGACGCUUUGGACUUACGCACACACACACACACAUUAACACAUACACACACACACACCACACAUUAACACACACACACCCCACAUAUCAACACACAUUCUACAAUCUACAAGGACCUGAAACAGAUUCCCUAUCAGGUUGAACCCGUCUUGACGUGAGGGAUGAAGAGGGAUGUGCCUUUUCUCCCCCAACCCUGACAUCAUCACCCCCCUCGCCCUCACCCCAGCCUCCCCCCGCCUCACCCGGCCUCCCCCAGCCUCGCUCAUUCUCCUUCGCUCUCUCUCAUGGGAGUAACAUAGGAACCGCCGCUUCAUCGAAUGCCCCGCCCCCUCCUUGCGUUUCCGUGGUGACGGAAGCGCUAAGGAAGUGAUGUCGUGGAAGAGGAACUACUUUGCGUCGGGCGGAGGAUCAGGAGGGGUGCAGGGGUUGAUGACCCCACGAAACAUGACCUCCAUCGCUCCCAGUAAAGGCCUGAGCAACGAACCUGGGCAGAACAGCUGCUUCCUCAACAGUGCUCUGCAGGUCCUGUGGCAUCUUGAUAUUUUUCGCAGAAGUUUCCGGCAGCUAACCACACAUAAGUGCAUGGAGGACUCCUGCAUCUUCUGUGCUUUGAAGAGCAUCUUUGCCCAGUUCCAAUUCAGCAGUGAGCGUGUGUUACCGUCCGACGCACUGAGGAGCGCUCUGGCCAAGACCUUCCAGGAUGAGCAGAGAUUCCAGCUUGGAAUCAUGGAUGAUGCAGCUGAGUGCUUUGAAAACCUCCUGAUGCGUAUUCACUUCCACAUCAGUGCUGAGAGCAGAGAAGACAUCUGCACGGCCCAACACUGCAUACCCCACCAGAAGUUUGCCAUGACGCUGUUUGAGCAGUGUGUGUGCAACAGCUGCGGAGCAUCAUCAGACCCCCUGCCCUUCAUUCAGAUGGUGCACUAUAUCUCCACCACGUCCCUCUGUAAGCAGGCGGUCAGGAUGCUGGAGUGCCGGGAUAAACCCACACCAGAUAUGUUUGGGGAACUGCUUCGCAACGCCAGCAACAUGGGAGACCUACGGAACUGUCCUAGUAACUGUGGGGAGGUGCUGCGUAUCCGCCGGGUGCUCAUGAACUCUCCGGAGAUCGUGAGCAUCGGCCUGGUGUGGGACUCUGACCACUCGGACCUGGCCGAGGACGUCAUCCACAGCCUGGGGACCUGCCUGCGUCUGGGGGAUCUGUUCUACCGUGUGACAGAGGAGCGGGCGCGCCAGGCUGAGCUCUACCUGGUGGGCAUGGUGUGCUACUACGGCAAACACUACUCCACCUUCUUCUUCCAGACCAAGAUACGCAAGUGGAUGUACUUUGACGACGCACACGUCAAAGAGAUCGGUCCCAAGUGGAAGGACGUGGUUUCUCGCUGUAUAAAAGGUCACUACCAGCCUCUGCUGCUGCUGUAUGCUGACCCCCGGGGGACGCCGGUGGUAUGGCAGGACAGCCCCUCCAACCCCCACCUGGACCUGCAGCACUGCAGCCGAGGCUACGACAGUGAGGACUCUGGCAGGGAGCCGUCCAUCUCCAGUGACACCAGGACAGACUCGUCCACAGACAGUUCCAGCCACCGCAACCAGCCGACCCGAGCCCUGCACCAGUCCACAGGCAGCCACCUCUCCAACGAAUCCCAGAGCACGGUGGUGUGUAGCCACGACAACGCCACCCCCUCCACACACCUCUCCUCCUCCUCCUCGGGCAUCGGGGGGUGUGAGAGCGCUCUGGCAGGGCCUCACUGGAACGAGAGCACAAGCAGUGAGAGCAAGUCCAGCUCCUCUGGGGGCCGGUGUUACCGGCCAGCGUGGAGACCCAGGAGGGAGGCCCUGAACAUUGACAGCAUCUUCACCCGCCAGAGGGGCUCUCCGCUGGGCUACAGCACCAUGCCUCCGCCCCCUCCGCCCCAGGACCCCGGGACCCUGCCCACAGCCCCCAACCUGCAGGAGGAAACAGAGGGGGCAGGGCUGGCGGCGGGGGAAGUUGUGGUUGAGGGGGGAGCGCUGGCAUUGCUUGGCAACGGGACAGUGAGGCGCCCGCCCCCUCCUCCCCCCCCGCCUCCCCCGAGAGGGGCGGAGCAUCAGCCUCGACUGAUUCAGCGGAUGGAGAGCGGCUACGAGAGCAGUGAGAGGAACAGCAGCAGCCCGGACAGAGAGGUGGGACACAAGAGAGUAUUGAUGUCAGGCCCAUCAUGGAGGUCUGUGCCCAAGUCCAAGAGCAGCAGUGCUAUCUUGCAAGAAGUGCCAUCACCCAACUGGGGUAGCAGAGCCCACCCAGGCUCCAGCCGCAGUGAGCUGGACGAGCUGCAGGAGGAGGUGGCGAGGAGGGCUCGUCAGCAGGAACAGCAGAGGCUGAGGGAGGCUGAGAGGGAGGUGGCCAUGGGCUUCAACCCCAAACCCAGCAAGUACAUGGACCUGGACCAGCUCCAACACCAGGAACGGCAUGACGGCCCCUUCACAAUCCCCUCUUUAGCUCUGCUUCUCUCGUUUCUGCCUUUGUUUCCUCCAUAUUGUUCUCUUCUUACCCUCUCUUUCUCACUCUUUUUACCAUGUUCUCUUUUCCCUCUCUUCUCUGUCCUUAAUUCCCUGUGUCCCUCAUUCUCCCGCCCACUGUUCUCUGUUUCCGUCCUCCUUUCUCUCGUUCUCUCCCCUGCUCUGUCGUUAACAUUCUCAGCUGUGCUCAGACCCCUGCAUGAGGCUAACGCUCAUAGCGGAUUGGCUGUAGCUGCGUGCAUGAGGAGCACGGGUGGCCCAAUCAAACGCAGGCAGGAACAGGAAAUGGAACGGGAGACAGGAAGGACCCGCCCACAGGGGCCUCGCAGUGAACAGCCUGGCUCGGUCCAAGUAUUGCUGACGCCCAAUCAGGAGGAAGAGGAGGACCAGGCAGCCAACCAGGACGCUGCUCUGGGCCCCAGACCCCGUCCUCCACCCUACCAACCCCCCCCCUCCCCACCUCCCCUUCACUCCCGCCGGCGGCCCUGCUUCCUGGGUGCGGGGGAGAACGGGAGGUCUGAGGAUGGGGAGGGUGGAGUGGGGGAGAGGACGAGGGAGGGAGGAGAAGCGGGGACCGGGCUGUGCGAGUGGCUGCAGGUCGGCGGGGUGAGCGUGCGACCCCUGGGGAAACAUCUGGCCAUCUCCCUGCCCUCGCUACCGCUACGUCUCUGGGACACACGCACGCUGUCGGAGCCCCAGGAAACACACGGUCAGCCCUCACACAUGGGCAAACCACCGGGAACACACUCAGAGGGUUCCCACGCCGCCCCCCCUCCCCCGCACCCCCUCCCCCGGCUGCCCUGCUCCCCUUCCCUCGCCCCGCGCCAUUGGCCCAGCCGCAGAGCGCCCACUCACACCGCCACAUGUCAUUGGUCCUCCUGGAGCCUGGACCGUCCGGAUGCAGUGGUAGCCCCUUACAACACACCUCCUGACCGCUCUGCUCUCACCAGGCCUAGCGCCUCACCCCCCAACUACAACUCCCAGGAUGCCCCACGGCAGCUCCAGGAGCCCCGUGGCUCUGAGAAGGCAGAGCUGUCUGAGCUGGACUCGCUGUACCAGGCUAGCUUACGAGCAGGAAGAACAGUGUGGAGUCCGGCAGAGCGGCUCCUGCAACGCCAAGCAUCCCAGGCUCGCUCCCAGACCCCCAACGCUGGUGUGGAGAGGAGUGUGGACACCACCACCCGUACCAGCACCUGCUACAGCCGGCCAAUGACGAUGCACGGUCAGUGUUUGGGGGCGGAGUCGGCUGAUAAUAAUCUGCGUCAGAUUAGUCGCAGUUCAAGCGGCACUGUUGUCAGCAGCCGCCGCAACCGCUUGACGGCUACACGCAGCUUCGAGCUGUCCAAUGGCACGGGGAGUUUCUGGCUGUGUCUGACAGGGGUCAAGCUCUCCUCGGACGAGAGCCGCGGUCUCCUGCACUGAUGUCUCUUCUGACACCCCCACCCGCACCCUCCUUUGCUGUACUGAUAUCCUCAAGGGAAGCUGCCCCCGCCACACCCGGCCCCGCCCUCCCCAGCCCUGCCCCGCCCCGCCCCUACACAAACACACAUACAUACACACACCCAGUUAUACAAAUACAGUCCACUAUUAUAUAUUUACAUUUAGUCAUUUUGUCAUUUUAG
Hypomesus transpacificus is the source of this 4294-nucleotide messenger RNA. RefSeq names its product inactive ubiquitin carboxyl-terminal hydrolase 54-like. Gene Ontology annotation, molecular function: cysteine-type deubiquitinase activity. Gene Ontology annotation, biological process: protein deubiquitination. The record is from RefSeq and is a predicted model, not a curated record. Lineage: Eukaryota; Metazoa; Chordata; Actinopteri; Osmeriformes; Osmeridae.